AUGAACCCCACGGAUGUAGCAGACACCACACAGGAUGAAAACGCAUACAAUAACUACUACGCCUACGAAAGCAUGCCCAAGCCAUGCACCAAGGAAGGCAUCAAGGCAUUUGGGCAGCUCUUCCUGCCUCCUCUUUAUUCCUUGGUCUUUCUGUUGGGUCUGUUUGGGAACUCUGUUGUGGUUCUGGUGCUGUUCAAAUACAAGAGACUCAAGUCUAUGACUGAUGUGUACCUGCUGAACCUUGCCAUCUCAGAUCUGCUCUUUGUGCUUUCUCUCCCAUUCUGGGCCUACUAUGCCGCCAACCAGUGGGUUUUUGGACUAGGUCUGUGCAAGAUUGUUUCAUGGAUGUACUUGGUAGGCUUUUACAGUGGCAUCUUCUUCAUUAUGCUCAUGAGCAUAGAUAGAUACCUGGCCAUCGUGCAUGCAGUGUUUUCCUUGAAAGCGAGGACUCUGACCUAUGGGGUCAUAACCAGCUUGGUCACGUGGUCAGUGGCUGUGUUCGCCUCCCUUCCAGGCCUCUUGUUCAGCACUUGCUAUACAGAGCACAACCACACAUACUGCAAAACCAAGUACUCAGUCAACUCGACGACUUGGAAGGUCCUCAGCUCCCUGGAGAUCAACGUCCUGGGGCUGGUCAUCCCCCUGGGGAUCAUGCUGUUUUGUUAUUCCAUGAUCAUUAGGACCCUGCAGCAUUGUAAGAAUGAGAAGAAGAACAGGGCGGUUAGAAUGAUCUUCGCUGUGGUGGUCCUCUUCCUUGGCUUCUGGACGCCGUACAACGUGGUGCUUUUCCUGGAGACCCUGGUGGAGCUUGAAGUUCUUCAGGACUGCACCUUGGAGAGGUACCUAGACUAUGCCAUCCAGGCCACAGAAACCCUGGCCUUCACUCACUGCUGCCUCAACCCCGUCAUUUACUUCUUUCUUGGGGAGAAAUUCCGGAAGUACAUCGCCCAACUCUUCAGAGCAUGCUGGGGUCCUCUUGUACACUGUGAUUUCCUUCAGGUCUACUUGGCUGACACCCCCAGCUCCUCUUACACGCAGUCCACUGUAGAUCAUGACCUCCGUGAUGCUUUGUAA
Messenger RNA from Onychomys torridus (southern grasshopper mouse), 1074 nucleotides. It is a transcript of the gene Ccr4, whose product is annotated as C-C motif chemokine receptor 4. Gene Ontology annotation, molecular function: C-C chemokine receptor activity. The coding region runs from base 1 to 1074 and encodes 357 amino acids. Gene Ontology annotation, cellular component: membrane. The transcript has a single exon. The record is from RefSeq and is a predicted model, not a curated record. Gene Ontology annotation, biological process: chemotaxis; inflammatory response; immune response. NCBI's taxonomy places the organism in Eukaryota, Metazoa, Chordata, Mammalia, Rodentia, Cricetidae.